This is a messenger RNA of Suillus subalutaceus, 1144 nucleotides long. RefSeq lists its product as uncharacterized. Gene Ontology annotation, biological process: mycotoxin biosynthetic process. NCBI's taxonomy places the organism in Eukaryota, Fungi, Basidiomycota, Agaricomycetes, Boletales, Suillaceae. The transcript has 4 exons. The record is from RefSeq and is a predicted model, not a curated record. The annotation marks the transcript as partial.
AGAUGACGGUCCGGCUCCGAUCUGGGCAAGCGCCCCUGACACAUCUCUCCCUUGAUCUGAUCGAUAUAUGGUCAAAUUUCAAAACGCACACAACAAAGCAAAGCAAGGUGCCACGUAGUUUGAUGCACUCGUCAGCUGUAUCUCCCUCAAGAUUAUUCGUUCUUGUCAGUAAACAAGUGACCAAAACUUCUUCUCAGGUCGCAAGUCGCAUCCAGCAAUGCUUAACAGCUUCACACGUCAAUCCUCAGAAAUUCUGCGGAUAUUUUGGCCUAGUGCUUUGAUCAUCAGCAUGUUAUUGAACAUUCUUACUAUGUUGCGCUUGCAACCUACGUCGGUUGAUGAUAGGCAGUACACUUAUAUUGGCGAGGAUCAUCCAACAGAAUUACCCCUCCGCCUGGACACUGUCGCAUUGACAUUCAACAGUUCGGAACAUUAUGGUAUAUCAGACGACAUGGCCUGGUCGGACUGGAAAUCGCUCGAUCAUUUUCCACAUGGUCACGGAUUUGUACGGUUGGGACCAAAUGGACGGUUAUUUGGGAUAUCCAUGUUUCACCAAAUUCACUGCCUGCAAAUAAUCCGGCUAGCCCUCAUCAAUGGGCCCAACGGGCACAGUGGUCGUUGCAUUAAUAUAUUGCGGCAAGCCAUUCUUUGCAAAUCUGAUAUUACUCUCGAUCGACUUAUCACCCGCCCUGAUGGAUCGAUGACAAGCACAGAUGGUUUGAAUGUGACACAUGUUUGUCGGGAUUGGUCGCAGGUUUAUGCAUAUAUCAUAGAAAAUCAGAAAGGUCCCAUGUGGGAAGGGUAAAAGAUGACAUUGCAGUAGGGGACCCCAGGUGUAGGAGUUGUGUGAACGAUUAAAUAGGUUAGUGGCGGGAUCACAUGCGGUGGACCAGGGGUCCCAAGGGCAGGAGCUACGCACCAAGUCUGAAACACGAGACAAGCAAAGAGUACUACACACAUGAAAUCGAAUUACAAAUCCGGCCGGAGGAUAAGCGUACGAAGACAGGGAAUUACUCCAGCGAGUCACAUAAUAACUGUGAGGGACAUUGCUCAGGCUGGAUGUAGUCUGGUGAUUGCUGACAAUAAAAUCAUAUUCCCUGUGCGAGCGAUUCAAGAUGUUAGUGACGAAAUCAUGUACAGACUC